Molecule: messenger RNA, 645 nt
Organism: Cooperia oncophora
Lineage: Eukaryota; Metazoa; Nematoda; Chromadorea; Rhabditida; Trichostrongylidae
Source: the annotation of a GenBank genome assembly
AUGACAAACAUUUCUGUUCAAGGCAAUGGGGAAUGCUCAUACUCUGUGGAAGUUCUGAAUUACUAUAAGAUUGGCUAUGUCUUCCAAAGGGACAGUCUCAACGAAAACGCUUUCCUGGGACCAGUGCCAGGUUUAAACUAUGUCUCGUUGUCUGUCUCGAACUCUCUCCUCACGAAUGAUACGUCCAUGAUGCCCACUAUUCUUUUCCGUCCGAUCACAAGAAAUGGCAGUUUGGGGAACGCAACAUUGGUGGCAACAUCAGCAAAGAGUUCAACUUGCGCUUACAGCUACUUCACGGAACUGAAUUGCACGCCGGACAUCUUCGGCUACCAGGCUCAGAUCCAGACUUUCUCACCACGUUCUUUGAAACGGCAGCAGCAAGUAACGAUGGUGUGCCUUCAACUCGAUUCUUGCAAGAAUGACGGGCAACUUGUCGAUGGAGCGUGUGUAUGUAAUGGCUGGGAAGGUGCAGACUGUGGAUUACCUAUCUGCUCAAAUGGCGGUACUAGAGAAGGGGGUGUAUGCAUCUGCUCUCCGAACACUUUCGGAGUGUUCUGCGAGCAAAAGCAGCCGCUUCACUUCGCGUUCAUUCUGGAUUCUGUUGGCAUAGAUGACACAGCUUACAAUUCAUCAGUUGUGAGUUGA